AUGGCGGCAAAGCAAAAGGCACAGGACAUCAUCGACAACAACGCCGUUGCUGUCUUCUCCAAGUCGUACUGCCCAUACUGCAAGGCGACCAAGUCUCUGCUCAGCGAGCAAGGCGCAAAGGCCUUCAUCAUCGAGCUCGACCAAGUCGACGACGGCGCCGCCAUCCAGGACGCUCUUGAGGAGAUCACCUCGCAGCGCUCCGUGCCCAACAUCUUCAUCAACAAGAAGCACAUCGGCGGCAACUCGGAGCUGCAGUCGAAGAAGAGCCAGCUUCCGAACCUGUUGAAGGAGGCGAACGCUAUCUAG
Zymoseptoria tritici IPO323 is the source of this 306-nucleotide messenger RNA. RefSeq names its product putative P450 monooxygenase (gene CYP23). Gene Ontology annotation, cellular component: nucleus; cytoplasm. Gene Ontology annotation, molecular function: glutathione disulfide oxidoreductase activity. Bases 1 to 306 code for a protein of 101 amino acids. Gene Ontology annotation, biological process: cellular response to oxidative stress. The transcript has 3 exons. NCBI's taxonomy places the organism in Eukaryota, Fungi, Ascomycota, Dothideomycetes, Mycosphaerellales, Mycosphaerellaceae. The record is from RefSeq and is a predicted model, not a curated record.